AUGCGGCAGCUGUGAAUGGGAUUAUUUGCAGCCAGUUUUGGUCAGCACCGUAAUCGCAGUCAUUGGCGGUGUACGUUAUUUUCGCUAGUCAAUCAGCGUGUGUGCGUCACUCAUUUCAUAGAAUGAGACAGAUUGGAGAUGGUACAUGCGGCGUUUGCCGCAGGCAAUGGUUGGGGAAAGAAGCGGAGGAGGGAUCAUUGAAAGACGUCAGAAUUAGGACGUGGUGGUGGAAAGAGUUUGCGUUAUGGUCUGCUGUGACAAUGGACUUUUAUGUGUGCAGAAGGGUGUAAAGUUUUUUUAGGCUAGAUCCUUUGUGGACGUUUUGGAGAUAGGCGAAGCUUAUUUUCUGCAAUACGAAGGUCGGCAAGGAGUAGGUGCUUGUGUAGGGUGCACGUUGUGGAAUUUUCGGUUUGCGUAGAGAGUUCGUUUGGAAAGUAAAGUGCUCUUGUCAGUGUUGUCUCCGCUGGCGACGACAUUAGAAUCGUACAGCGCUGUCGGGUAGUGUUGUCAGAAACGAGGAAAUAGAUGCGUGUGUGUAGUAAAUGUAGUGAAUUGGGCUGUUCGGAGCGAGAGAGAGAGAGAGAGGGUGUGUGUGUCAUUAUAUUUUCAAAAUAGCUGUUAGUUGUUGGUACUCGAGUCAUCUAUAACGAUUUGGUUUAGCUUGUGAGAGAAAGAGAAUCAGAACGCUGCGGGGAAGUAUUGCUAUAAGGAAAAAUUACUUGUGCUUGAAAGAUAGAUUUAUGUAUCUGCGUUUUACUUUCUGAUUUUAGUGCCGUGCGGAGCUAAUUAAGUGCCUUCCACGACCGCUGUAUAAUCACGGAUCUUGUUCCGCAGAAAUGGAUUCAGGUUCUGGGUUUGUGACAUCGAUAGCAGCCGGCCAAAUUCUGAGUCAACAGCUGCGCCAUGGCGGUGGUGUUAGUGCUCCAUCUUUGGGGCCUCCAAAGCACUCUACAAUACCGACCAUGCCUGAGAAGAAAAAGAUGAAAGGAUUGCCCACUUGUCCUAUGAUUUAUGCCAUUAUUACAGAUCUGAAUACAUUUGGUAAUCCCAAAGUGGAUAAUGCACACGGCAGUCUACACCCGCCAACAUUUCGAGCAGAUGCCCCUCCUCUACCUGCUUUGGUCCCUCUCAGUCUAGAAAUGAUUGAGCUGGAUGUUGCAUGUCAUAUCAGCACAGGUUUUGUUACCGCAAAGAGUAGAUGGAACUUAAAUUGCGUGCGAAGUCAAGCAAGUUGUGAUUGCCUUCUUGCUCUCCCCAUGGACCACCAGGGUACAGUAUCAAGUGUCGAGAUUGACAUGGGCCAUGGCCGAUUCUACACUACGGUAGUUGUUCCGAGUGAUGAAGCUGCUAGCUAUGGUGCAAGAGGUAGUCCAAAUGCACAAAUAAAUGACCCUGGCACUUAUAAUCCCGAACUUUUCCGACUGAAUCUUCCACAAGUGGAGGGUGGCACAAAAUUGGAACUGAAAAUUACAUGGUUUCAAGCUAUGACAUUUGAAAGUGGAUUAUAUUCAUUGAGAGUUUCAUUUGUAUUUCCUGAGGACAUCGUGCCUUUAGGAACAAAUUUGGCUUCUAUCACAAAAGUCAAAUGUAUGAUCAAUACAGGGACAAACGAUACUGUAGAAGUUGGUUCAUUUGGCAAUCAAUUGAAGGAGACCUUUAGAGAACCUGGUAUAGUAGCGUUUGAGAAUGAGAGCAACGGUGAUGCAACGGAUGGGAAGAAUCAAGAUUUCGUUGCAUCAUACCAAGUGUGGUCCGAUGGAAUAUUCCCAAAUUUGAUUUUUCAAGACCCGGAACCUGGUGAAUCUGACAAUCGAGGGUCGUUUUGCCUUUCAAUAUCUCCACCAGAUCCAAGCAAGAUCACGGUAUUUCAAAGGGCUGUAGUCUUCUUAUUGGACAGGAGUGGCAGCAUGUAUGGUGAUCCACUAAACGAUGCCUUGCAGGCUCUGUACUCUGGGCUGGAAUCCCUCAAACCAGAAGACUCUUUUAAUAUUAUUGCUUUCGACCAUGAGACCGCCUUGUUUUCUUCUCAAAUGGAGCGCGCAAAUAGUGCUUCCAUCCUUCGGGCUCGUGAGUGGGCAACGGAGAAGUGCAAAGCCAGAGGUGGCACUGACAUUCUCAGUCCUCUUCAACAAGCAUUCAAGCUUGUUGAGAAUUUUCCAGGGGCAGUUCCCUACGUCUUCUUGAUCACAGAUGGAGCUGUCGAUAAUGAGAAGAAUAUCUGUCUCACUAUGCAAUCACGUAUUGUCGAACUAGGUGCAAGGGCACCUCGUAUUUCCACAUUUGGAAUAGGUCACUACUGCAACUAUUACUUUCUGAAAAUGCUUGCUGUUAUUGGCCGUGGCUUAAGUGACGUAGCCUUUGCAUCGGGUAAACUCCGGGGACAAAUGGAACGUAUGCUGGUUGCUGCAGCUACGCCAGUUCUCACUAAUAUUGGUUUAGCAGGGCUACCGGAUGGUUGCGAGGUGUAUCCAUUUGCAAUACCAGAUUUAUUUUGCGGCAACCCUUUGGUAGUUUCUGGAAAGUUUCAUGGCAGUUUUCCUGAUACUAUAUCCUUCUUUGGCCUUAUGCCUGAUCAAAGCACGUGGAAAACUGAGGUUCCAAGUAGGAAAACAUCAAAGGUCCCUCUAAGUAAGGUUUUCGCAAAGCAGCAGCUUGAUCUUCUUACUGGUCAAGCAUGGUUAUAUGGAGACAAACGUAGACAACAAGAAGCUGUUAACUUAAGUUUAGCAACAGGUAUGCCCUGUGAGUACACUCGGAUGAUAGGCUUUGAGACAACCCCGGAGAAGUACCAAGAGUUUCAGAAUGAACGGAAAAAGGGAAAAAAGUUAAACAUUAAAAAGUUCACUGCUGGUAAAGUUGCUGGUGUUGUGCUAGUUGGGGGUCUUGCUAUUGGAUUUGGCAAUGUUGCUGCCACAGUUGCAAAUGCAGCUGUGGGUGAUCUUUCGUUGGACUCCCUCGGCAAUUUUCUAGGAGACUUCGGUGGCGACUCUAUCUUAUGUUGCUGUUGUAACUUAGAAGAGUGUGAGAGUUUGUCGUUUCUUGGUUCAUGCUUCGAUUGUGGUGAGGGCUGCGACGGUUGUGGGGAUAUCCUUGCUGGAUGCGGGGCUCUUUUGGAAGGUGGAUGUGGGUUUCUCUUUGAUUGUAUGUGCGGCCUUCUUACUGAGUGCGGCUAAUUGCGCAAUGAUGUUCGAACCCAGUGAUGUGCGAUUCAGAUUGAAUGCAGUAACUGGCAGGUUGACUUGCUCGACAGUCCAAUCGAAGCGUUAAGCUCUGAGAAUGUCGAACAUAUCCACACCUGACCGCUCAUUUCGACUCUCAACUCAGUGUCCUUGAUUUUCAAAGCCCUUGUGUUACACUGAAUAGAUUCACGAGACUUCAGUGUGCACCCAGUGGUUAAUGUAGACGUCAGUUUGAGUUACACAGUCCAAUCCUUCCUGUUUGUAACACUACACUGGUCAAGGUUUUGAUAUAUUUAGGAAGAUGCUCAGAAAGCCAUAAGUUCUGUGGCAUAGGAAUUUUAAUACAAAUCCUCCAAAUCUAUCAAUAUGGUUUUUCAGCUGU
Messenger RNA from Physcomitrium patens, 3561 nucleotides. RefSeq lists its product as uncharacterized. Lineage: Eukaryota; Viridiplantae; Streptophyta; Bryopsida; Funariales; Funariaceae. The record is from RefSeq and is a predicted model, not a curated record.